AUGGUGCUGGAACUGGAGCGCAUCAUCCGGAGCGUGGUCCAGGGAGACCAGGACGCCGUCCAGCUCCUGCUGGACACAUACAACACCCAGUAUGCAGAGUGUUUCUUCUUCAACUCAGAGGAGCAGGAGCGGAAGAAGCACCUGGCCGCCGCCCUGCUGGCCUUCGUCAGCGGCCCGCUGCAGCCCGCGGUCCUCCGGGUGUGCCUGCAGACCCUGCGGAUCCUGUCCCGGGACCGCCGGGCCCUGGAUCCUCUGGUCACCGACGAGGCUCUCUUCACCUUGGCCCACCUGGGGGGCAUCGCCUUCCAGCAGGACCCGGACCAGCAGGGGGGGCGGAGCCCCGAGGGUCCGCCAGAGGGGGCGGACGGCCGGACAUCCAGCGACCCGGACGGCCCGGACGGCGCCGCAGCCUCCGCCAGCGGAUCUGCUCCGGGCGUCCUGCUGCUCCCAUGUGGGAGGAGGGACACCUGGAAGGAGGAGCAGGAGCAGCAGGAGCAGCAGGAGGACGGCGAGGUGUGCAGGAAGGAGGCCAUCAAGGUGCUGUGCAACGUCAUCUACAACAGUCCUCGGGCUCAGGAGAGGGUCAGCAGGCUCAGGUUUCUGCAGGCUCUGUGGGAGAGUCUGAAGCUGUGGGUCUGGAGCAGGACGCCCCCUGGUGGACAGUUCUUCAGGCUCAGGCUCCUCUUCCUGCUGACGGCGCUGAGGCCUGAGCUCCGGCUGCAGCUGCAUCAGGCCCGCGGCCUGUCGGUGCUGACCACGGCCCUGGAGCAGUGCCUGGCCGUCCGCUGUGCAGAGGACUACCAGGUCCUCCCGGACAGCUCGGCCCCGCCGGUCACCAGGGACGGGUUCCAGGAGGUCAUCGAGAUCCUCAAGACCCUCUUCAACAUCGCUCACGUGGCCCACAGGCAGGAGCCGGACGAGGAGGAGUCCGCUCUGUAUCGCCACCUAGCGGCUGUACUGCGCCACUGCCUGCUGCUGUCCUGUGAUGAGGAAGACACCCUGGAGGAACUGCAAGGCCACACGGUGAACGUCCUGUCCAUCAUGCCUCUGGCGUGUCUGGACGUGCUGCUGUCCGUCCCCGUGGAGCAGGCCGCGCACUCCUGUGACGGCGUCAGCAUGGACUGUGUCCACAUGUUACUGCUGUUCAUGGAGAGACGUCUGAACAGGGGUCAGAAGCUGAAGGAGAAGCUCACGCCGGUCCUCAACCUGCUGACGGAGAGUUCUCGAGUUCACCGGGAGACGCGCCGCUUCCUGCGGCAGAAGAUCUUGCCUCCUCUGAGGGACGUGGGCGUCCGGCCCGAGCAGGACGACUCAGUCCGGGGCCAGCUGGUCCGGCUCAUGACCCACGUGGACACCGACGUGAAGCACUGCGCCGCCGAGCUGCUGUUCGUGCUCUGCAAAGAGAACGUCAGCCGCUUCGUCAAAUACACGGGUUACGGGAACGCGGCGGGGCUACUGGCGGCCCGCGGGCUGCUGAACGGCCGCAGGAACUCGGGGGACGGACAGCCGUCCUCCCAGUACUCCAGCGACUCCGACUCGGACACGGAGGAGUACCGGGAGGCCCGAGCCCGCAUCAACCCGGUGACGGGCCGGGUGGAGGCGGAGCAGCCCGACCCCAUGGAGGGCCUGACGGAGGAGGAGAGGGAGGAGGAGGCGCGCCGCCUCAUCUGCAUGAUCAACCGCCUGUCCCGGUGA
Molecule: messenger RNA, 1695 nt
Organism: Salarias fasciatus (jewelled blenny)
Lineage: Eukaryota; Metazoa; Chordata; Actinopteri; Blenniiformes; Blenniidae
Product: synembryn-A-like
Exons: 10
Coding region: 1-1695 (564 amino acids)
Biological process (GO): G protein-coupled receptor signaling pathway
Cellular component (GO): plasma membrane; cytoplasm
Molecular function (GO): G-protein alpha-subunit binding; guanyl-nucleotide exchange factor activity
Source: RefSeq, a predicted model, not a curated record